AUGUCGUCGUCAAGUUCGAACAUUACAGAAACUAUAUUUAUUCAACAAACUACUAUUAUAUUCGCAAGAAUUUGGUGUUAUUCGAUUAUUAUUUUGGGUAUUAUCGGUCAUAUGUCAAGCAUUUAUGUAUUUACACGUCCAUCAUUUCGUUCAAAUUCAUGUAUAUGGUACUUUUUUGGAGCCACCAUUAGCGGUAUAUGUGUUGUUACUAUCACUAUACCCAUACGAUUAUUACAGGCUGGUUAUAAUAUCAAUCUUUUGGCUAAUUCCUUGGUAGUAUGUAAAGCAAUUACAUUAUUAUUAUUACAAUGGGCUAGAGGGCAAAGUGCAUGGUUUACUGCUUUAGCUUCUAUUGACAGAUUUUUAUGUAGUUCAUCUUCUGCAACAUUGCGUAGUUUUAGUAGUCUUCAUGUUGCUCGUCGUAUUAUUCCUCUUGCAAUAUUAGUCGUUGAUAUCAUUUAUAUUCAUGUACCUAUCUAUUUUCAAAUUAAUAUACGUCAACAAACGUGUAUUCCACUGCCAGGCAUCUAUCAAACGUUUUACGGCGCAUGGAAUUUAAUUGUAUAUAGCAUAGGUCCACCAUUUAUAAUGCUUUAUUUCGGUAUACGUACUGUUCAAAAUAUUCGUCAAUCGAUUAGACGUGUUGAAAUAAAUAAUUUACCAAUUCAAAAUCUGCAACAACGUCACAAACAAGUGUACCUUCUGUACAAUUUAUUUAUACAUCAGUACGGUCAAAUAUAA
Molecule: messenger RNA, 741 nt
Organism: Adineta ricciae
Lineage: Eukaryota; Metazoa; Rotifera; Eurotatoria; Adinetida; Adinetidae
Source: the annotation of a GenBank genome assembly